Molecule: messenger RNA, 2721 nt
Organism: Neurospora tetrasperma FGSC 2508
Lineage: Eukaryota; Fungi; Ascomycota; Sordariomycetes; Sordariales; Sordariaceae
Exons: 3
Coding region: 1-2721 (906 amino acids)
Source: RefSeq, a predicted model, not a curated record
AUGGGAGAAGACAGUGCCAUGACCUCUCAUGGUGGUCACAUGGGUAACAUUUCGCUACCAUCACUUUCAGUAACCCGGACACUAGCAGACCUCAACUUCAACACCACCACUACCAAAUCCAUCUUCAUCACCGGUUUGGCCGUCUUGGCUUUUUUCGUCACCACCAGCAACUAUUCGCGGAAGACAACCAAAAACGAGGACGACAAUGAGGAUGACAGCAACCCAAGCUCCCUCAAAUCCCUCCUCCUCUUCUGCUACUCCUGCUUUAUCAAACCUCACGCCACCGCCGGCACCACAGGAACACAGCAAGAUGCCCUGGAGUCGUUUUACGGAAGUCAGGCAGACAUUUAUGAUGCGACAAGGGGCACGCUACUGAAGGGGAGGGAGGAUAUGUUGGCUCUUGUAGCUUCGCAGUUGAGGUACAAGGUUGAGGCUGGACUUGGCGGACUUGGAGGAGCUGGAGAUGGGCUGGAAAAAAGACAAAGGAAUGGGAAGACAUGUGGAACCGUGACCGGGACAGGGACCGGGACAAGGAGGAAACCGAUAUGGGUAGAUGUCGGUGGGGGCACAGGCUGGAAUAUCGAAGCCAUGGCCAAGUUUGUCGACAUCUCUGAAUUCUUCAAGACUGUUUACCUAGUGGACUUCUCGCCGUCGCUUUGUGAAGUGGCUAGGAAGCGGUUUGCCAGGCUGGGGUGGGAGAAUGUGAGGGUUAUCUGCACGGAUGCUCGCAGGUUUAGGCUUGAGGAUUAUGAGGAUAUUGACGAAGGAGAGUCUGGUUCUGGACCUUCUUCGCCUUCUUUGUCGAGUUGGUGGGGAGAGACGAAGCCGGGACGACAUGCGGGGGCUGAGUUGAUCACCAUGUCUUAUAGCCUUUCGAUGAUGCCGGAUUAUUUCUCGAUUAUCGAUUCGCUCGAGUCUCUGUUAGCACCUCACGGCUUGAUUGCCGUCGUGGACUUUUACGCCCAGUCGAAAGUCGACUUCACUUUCCGCAACUACACGGGCGGUCUUGUGAACCGACACGUUGGCUAUUUCAGGCGGAACUUCUGGCGCUCGUGGUUCGAUGCUGACAGGGUGUCUCUUGAGCCAGCUCGUCGAGAUUAUCUCGAGUACAGGUUCGGAACUGUCCUGACCGUCAACGCCCGCAACAGCACACUGGGAGCAAUUCCUUACUACAUCUGGCUGGGAUGCCUCAAGAAGCCCUUUUCUACGUCGAGUCUACCACACGAAAUUGUGGAACACAUCGAUGCUAUCGCAACAGAGUCCCCAAGAUCAUCACCCCGUCUAGUGGGCAAACAUUCUUCCUCAGCAACAAAUGCGCUAGCCUUUGCAGUCGGCCGCACAGCGCCGGAGAUGCGCUCAAAGGCCUUCAAUACGGCCAUCGAGAACAUCUCGGCCAACCUACCUCUCCCCUCUUUCUUCUACCAAAAUCACCACUGGAGGAUCUACUACGACGACCAACUCCCGAAGCACACCCAGUUCAACGAUGAGUACAUCUACGCCUUUACCUGGGAAGACUCGCGCGUCGACAGAGAACUCCUCAACCUUGGGCCCGACGACGUCGUCCUAGCCAUCACCAGCGCCGGCGACAACAUUCUUUCCUACCUGAUGCAAAGUCCCGCUCGCGUGCACGCCAUCGAUCUCAACCCAGCCCAAAACCACCUGCUUGAACUCAAAGUCGCCUCUUUUACGGCUCUGGACUACCCCGACGUCUGGAAGAUCUUCGGUGAGGGCAAACACCCCGACUUUCGCUCACUGCUCAUCUCCAAACUCUCCCCUCACCUCUCCGGCCGCGCAUUUCAAUACUGGCUAUCCAAUGCGCACAUAUUUACCAACCCUACGGGGCGCGGUCUCUACGAUACCGGCGGCUCCCGAUACGCUAUCCGUUUCUUCCGCUGGAUUUCCACACUCUUCUUCUGCCGCUCUGCGGUCCGUCGACUCCUCUCUACUCCCACCCUCGAAGGGCAACGUUCCAUUUACCACACCAAAAUUCGUCCCUGUCUGCUCAACCGCUUCGUCAACGGCCUAGUUCUCAGCUCCGACGCCUUCCUCUGGUCGGCUUUGGGCGUGCCCAAGAAUCAAGUGGCUAUGAUCGAAGCCGACUACCACCGCCGUUCUAUCUCCUCCACCACCCCCAGCAAAGAAAAACCAAGCCGCGCCGAAGCAAUCCUUCACUACACAACCUCCACCCUUGACCCCGUUCUCUCCACCUCCCACCUUGCCUCGGACAACCCUUACUACCUCGUCUGUCUCCUGGGUCAAUACACACGCCAGUGCCAUCCCGAUUACCUCUCUCCUGCCGCCCACUCUAUACUCAGCGCUCCUGGAGCCUUUGACGGCUUACGCAUCCACACGGAUGAAAUACAGGAGGUGUUGGCUAGGUUUCAGCCGGGUACUUUGACAGUGGCGGUGGUGAUGGAUAGUAUGGAUUGGUUUGAUCCGCCUUCGCCUGAGGAGGAAAAGGAAGGAAGGGGCAAGGCGAGGGAGCAAGUGAGGAGGUUGAAUCGGGCGUUGAAGGUGGGUGGAAAGGUGUUAUUGAGGAGCGCGGGAGUGGAGCCGUGGUAUGUGAGGGUUUUUGUGGAAGAGGGGUUUGGAGCGAGGAGGGUGGGUUGUCGUGAAUCUGGAAGGGGGGAUCAGGAGUGUAUUGACAGAGUUAAUAUGUAUGCUAGUUGUUGGAUCUUGGAAAAGAUUAAGGAUCUUGAGGAGUUGGUGGACUCAGCUUAG